AUGGACGACGUCGUUGAAUUUCCGGUUGCAAAAAGGCAACGACGGGAUGGCCUUGCAGCGGCCAAAGACAAGCCACCCACGAGUUCGAGACUGUUUGCUCCGUUUAGGACCCUUGGCCUCGUCUCUCCAACAAGAGUGCCCUUCACUUCCGUUCCGCUGGGGAAAACCACGUUCCAGAUCACCACCUCCGUCGGGAACAGCCUGCACACCUACGAUCUGCGACGAGGACUCAACCUAGUCUUUCUCAGCCGUCCACAAUGUCCCAAGCCAAUCACCGCCAUAUACGCUCACCGCGAUCGAGUUUUUGCUGCCUGGGGCGGAGCACAACCGAACGAGCCCCAAGGAGUGUGGGUUUUCAAGCGAGGACAAUUGAUCGGAGAGCUGGAGACCCAGGGGACGCAUCCGCAACAGAUUGUGCAAAUACUAGUUUUCGGACCAUGGCUUGUUGGCUGCGGAGCGCAAGCAAUUGAAGUCUGGAGGAGUGAUUCUUACGCGCACUAUACAACCAUCUUGCCAUCCUCAACAACCAUCGACAACCGCACCAAUGGAAUUUUCUCGGGCCAGAUCUGUAUGCUGCCUACUUUCUUGAAUAAAAUAUGUGUCGGGAGAAAAGACGGGCUGGUGGAAAUCUACAAUGUCAGUACCGGCCGAUUGGUGCACACUAUCCUUGCACCCUCUGCUGGUUCAGGAUCUGUAACGGCCCUUGCUCCGGCUCCGGCUAUCUGCUUGUUGGCAAUUGCAUAUGCGAACGGGUCUUUGAUCAUCACGGACGUUGAAGCCGACGAACAACUUCUCGAGCUGCAUCAGAGGAACAACAAAAAGCCGGUGACAUCGAUCAGUUUCCGCACUGAUGGCAUGGGCGCUGGCGAGGAUGGUCGCAAGGACGGUAUUAUGGCCACUUCCAGUACUGAAAGCGGCGACAUUACGCUCUGGGACCUGAAUCGUGGUGGCAAGGUAGUGGGUGUGGUACGAGGUGCUCACGAAACAUCUAACCUCGGUCAAGGGACUGGCGUGAAUAAGGUCGAAUUCCUACCUGGACAGGCUGUCUUGAUGUCUUCCGGUCUAGACAAUGCUCUCCGCUCAUGGGUAUUCGAUCAGAACCCAUUCUCCCCCAUCCCACGCCCCUUGCACUCAAGAAGCGGGCAUGCAGCAUCCGUAACCAAGCUCCAAUUCCUUCCCGCCGCUUCCGACGGGUCAGAUGCAACUGGCAAAUGGCUUUUAUCCGCAGCUCAAGACCGGAGCUUGUGGGGGCUCAGUCUGCGCAAGGACGGUCAAAGCACGGAGUUGAGUCAGGGCGCCGUCAAGCACAAAGCUCGCAAGUCUGGACUGCUCAGUGACGACUCGUCUGGAGUCGAGGACUUUAAAGCUGCCCCCAUCAUCGAUAUGGCUUGUUCACUGAAUCGAGAUGGCGGCAUGGGUGCAGUCAAUGGGCCUGUAUGGACGAACACGAAAAAUGUCAAUGCGGAGGAGGUCAGUAUGACGGGCUGGGAGAGUGUUGUCACAGCGCAUGCCGAUGAUCGGUUUGCACGAACCUGGUCAUGGGGCAGGAAAAAGGCAGGGAGAUGGGCGUUUGAAACAGGCGAUCACAAACCCGUCACAAGUGUGGCCAUCACCACGUGCGGCACCUUUGCAAUUGUCGGGUCAUCAGGAGGGAGUCUUGACAUGUUCAAUCUGCAGUCCGGCGCCCAUCGUCAACGCUACCCGCCUCGCCUCACUCCGUCCCAAGCUAAAGAUAUCAAACUGCAACAGCGAACGCCAACGCCGUCUACCCGAGGUCACCGGGACGCCAUAACAGGCAUCAUUGUUGACAAUCUGAACCGUACCAUGGUCUCCACCAGUUUAGAUGGAUCCAUCAUCUAUUGGGAAUUUUCCACCGGGAAAAUCCUCGAAAGGGCUAUGAUUGCUGGUGCGGUGCCUACGGCAAUUCGAUAUAACCCGGUGUCGGGACUGCUGGCCAUAUCUUGCGACGACCUAUGUAUCCGCGUCCUCGAUAUCGAGACUCGAAAGACAGUUCGUGAGCUGUGGGGCUGCGUCGGCCAGAUUUACGACUUUUGCUUCUCGCAUGAUGGCCGGUGGCUCGUUGGAUGCUCGAUGGACUCUGUGGUUCGAGUGUUUGAUCUCGCCACUGGGCAUCUCAUCGACGCAUUCAAGACGGCCACAUGUACCGGUCUUGCCUUUUCGAGAACAGGUGAAUUCCUGGCAACCGCUCAUGCCGGCGCGCCUGGGAUCAAUGUCUGGACAAACAAGGCUCUAUUCGCCCAUAUUCCAACCAGGCAAGUUGAUGAUGUGAAUGGCAUCAUUGAUCUGAGUGAAAGUACCGACUUUCAAGCUCCAAGCCAGUUAGCCAUCGAGGCCGCCAAUAUAGAAGACGACGAACUGGUCAAUGGAUUGGAAACUCCGCCAGAGACAGAUCAGCUGGACCAGAGUCUACUCACACUCUCGCUCGUACCUCCGUCGAGGUGGCAAACCCUGCUCAACCUCGAUAGCAUCCGUCAGCGAAACAAGCCGCUACAGCCUCCUGAAAAGCCCAAGGCGGCACCCUUUUUCCUGGCGUCAAGCAUCACGAACGGGAUUAAAGGCGGCGAAGAAGCCUUGGUUUCCGAAAAGGACAGGCUAGUCGAGGAUGGUGAGCGUUCGCGGAUAUCUCGGCUGGCCUCAAGCGCUGAAGCUCAACAUUACUCCCAAAUGUCGCGUAUUCUCGAGCGGUUUGCUUCAGAUCCUCGACAAGAUCCGUCAGCCCUCUCGGAUCAUCUGGCGUCGCUCCCGCCUUCUGCUGCUGAUCUCGAGAUCCGGUCUCUGACCUUGCAAGAGAUGCCCGUCUUUGUCCGCGGCUUGACCCGACAACUUGGGUCAAGGAAGUCCUUUGAAUUGGUCAACACAUGGAUGAGCGUCUUCCUCAAGCUCCAUGGAGACUUUAUCGGCGAAGUCAAGGAACUGAACGAUGCUGUCCUCGCGUGGCGCGCCGUGCUGGACGCAGAAGAGAGACGAUUGGGCCAGUUGGUGGGCUACACGAGAGGAGUGGUCGAUUUUCUGCGAAGCGCUCGGUAG
Capronia epimyces CBS 606.96 is the source of this 3048-nucleotide messenger RNA. RefSeq lists its product as uncharacterized. Gene Ontology annotation, biological process: rRNA processing. The transcript is spliced from 2 exons. Gene Ontology annotation, cellular component: Pwp2p-containing subcomplex of 90S preribosome; small-subunit processome. Bases 1 to 3048 code for a protein of 1015 amino acids. The record is from RefSeq and is a predicted model, not a curated record. Lineage: Eukaryota; Fungi; Ascomycota; Eurotiomycetes; Chaetothyriales; Herpotrichiellaceae. Gene Ontology annotation, molecular function: protein binding.